This is a messenger RNA of Ylistrum balloti, 22421 nucleotides long. RefSeq names its product protocadherin Fat 4-like. The record is from RefSeq and is a predicted model, not a curated record. Lineage: Eukaryota; Metazoa; Mollusca; Bivalvia; Pectinida; Pectinidae. The annotation marks the transcript as partial. The transcript has 134 exons. Gene Ontology annotation, biological process: homophilic cell-cell adhesion. Gene Ontology annotation, cellular component: plasma membrane. Gene Ontology annotation, molecular function: calcium ion binding.
UUUAAAGUGACUGCCAAUGACUUGGGUACCCCAACUUCUCUGCCUGCAAGUGUCCCAGCCACUGUUGUGGUUAAUGUCAAUAGGAAUCUUAACCCACCUGUCAUCACCAACACCCAGUUCACACAUGAAAUCUUCCAGAACCUGUCCACCAAUGGGCAGGUGUUUGACGUGGAGGCAACAGACCAAGAUACAGUGGCACCAUUCAACACUUUGACAUUUGACCUGCUAGGUGAUGAUAAUGCUCCAGUGUUUUUUGAUAUAGAUGCAUCUUCUGGUGUUGUCACAUUGAAAAACUCACUGCAGUUAUUGCCCACCACGGAAUACCAGCUCCGUGUGCGAGUACGGGAUGGUGGCAACCCCAGGAAGGAGGAUGUGAAAGUUUUCACUGUGACAAUUAAGCGUAACUUUCAUCAACCUACCUUUAAUACAAUAGCCUAUGCCCAAGUCAUCCCGGAGAAUCUGGCUGUCGAUAGUUCAGUCAUCAAUAUCCAAGCUUUCGACUCAGACUUUGCUGCUCCCUACAACACUUUGAGGUACUACUUUACUACCUCACCCUCGCGCUUUCUUCUCAACCCAGAGACCGGAUUAGUUACAGUGAGACGGUCCCUCCUCGGCGAGACACAGGUCACCUUUCUGUUCUUCGUUUAUGCCGAAGACAUGGCAGAACCUCCGUUGAGGUCCAUCAACAUUCCACUUAAUAUUACCAUUGUCAGGAAUGAUCAUUCACCUGUUUUCACCAACUUACCUAACUCUCUCCGCUUGGAUGCUGAUAACAACAUACCUGACACCAUCUUUACAGCUAUUGCCACAGAUGCUGAUACCAUUCCCCCAUUCAACACGAUAACUUACAGCAUCAUCGGAGAUGACAGGGCCGAAAACCUGUUUAUUGUUGAUUCAACAGGAGGUCAGGUCAUUCUGACAGGUGACCUGUCCACUUUCCCAGAAGAAUAUCUAAAGAUUCGUUUAGUGGCAAGUGAUGGCGGCUCUCCUUCCAAGACAGACACUAACAUCCUAUACGUAAAUAUUACUCGUAACCUGAAUUCACCAUCCUUCGCAGUCGCUAGUUAUAAUGCUGAUAUUUUGGAGACGGAACCUCUUGCCAGAAGUAUACAGAAGGUGACGGCUAUUGAUGCAGAUACUGUGCCUCCCAAUAACAACAUAAUGUAUUCAGUGGUAGGCAAUGCCAAGGGAUCAGAAUAUUUCAUGGUGGAUGAGAACUCCGGAACUAUUUUUGUGAAAAAAGAUCUUCGAGAUGACCCAGAUAAAGAUGGGUUAUAUACUGUCAUUGUGGCAGCAUCUGACCGUGGAGUGCCAUCAAGACCAGCAGCAAACAAUGCCACAGUAUUUGUGACAGUGCACCGUAACUUAAAUGCACCAACCUUUGGAAAUCCGAAUGCUAUUGUGAAUGUUAACCGCAAUGUUGUUGAUAACCAAAACCUUGACAACAUUGUUGUAACAGACUCCGACACACGGGCUCCAUUUAAUACAUUCAGUGUGAGCAUGAUAGGUGAUGGUAUUGCAACCUCACUCUUCUAUCUUGAUCUCAAUUCCAUCAAAGUGAAAUCAGCUGCUGAUCUACAGGCUGACUCUGAGGAAACCUACACGUUAAGGCUGUAUGCAGAAGAUGGAGGCAGUCCCCCACUUACUUCCACUGCUGUGGUCACUGUUAAUAUAGUGAGAAACCUUUUAAGACCAACAUUUGACCAGGCCUUAUACAAUGUCACAAUUUUGGAGACAACUGGAACAGGAGUAAACAUUUUCACGGUCUCUGCUACAGAUAAUGACCCACCGACUGCGAACAACAGGAUUGAAUAUGAACUAACAGGGGACAGCACAGCCACUCAAUACUUCUAUGUGAAUCCAUCCUCUGGUGAAGUCAGCUUACUGCAGAGUAUUGUUGGAACUGGUGUUAGUCCAUUUAGGUUGACCAUUACAGCCAAUGACAAUGGCAAUCCACCCCUAAGUACAUCUGCAACAGGCUUUGUCUAUGUAGAAACAGAUCCUACACUACAGUUCAGCCUACCUUCUUAUACCAGGACUAUUUCAGAGAAUACAGCUCUCCAAGCAUUUGUAGUGGGAGUCUUAGCCAAUCCAGGGCCUGGUAUUGUAUACUCCAUUACUGGACAAAGCGAUGCUCCUGACUUCUUUGAAAUUGAUUCUACCUCAGGAGUAAUAACCUUGAAACAACUGUUGACUAACGACGUCAUUAAACGGCAGCAGUUUACCGUGAAAGUUAUGGCUACUAAAGUUUUCCCCAAUGGCCAACAAACAGCCACAGCAGAUGUGAUCAUUGUCAUUACUCGGAAUGAAAACCCUCCAAUAUUCAACCAGUCCUUGUACACUGCUGCUGUGAGUGAUCAGAUCCAACUGGGAUCUGUUGUUGUCCAGCUUUACGCAACAGAUCAGGACUCUCAGGAUGUACUGAGUUACAGUAUGGUUAACCCGACAUCUGUGAUAUCAGAUCUAUUUUACCUUGGACCAGCAACUGGAACCAUCAGACUUAAAAAUUUGCUCUCUUCAAACAACUUGGCCGAGUUUAAUUUCGUAGUUCGUGUGAGUGAUCAAUCUAACCCUGAGAAGACCGACGAUGCUAAUGUACAAAUCACAGUAUCAAGGAACAACUUAUCACCUGCUUUUGUUAGCCCGCCCUUCAGUACAGGCAUCAACUUCGACCAAAGUCUAGGCAACUCAUUCUACACUGUACAGGCCAACGACAAUGACCUGAAGGGUACCAUGACAUAUGCCAUCACUGGUUACUACUCUGGACCACAGUUUUUCGAAAUUGGACCCACAUCUGGAUCUAUAAGUCUAUUUUCCAGUAUUGAGCAGGAUACUUCCUCAUCAUAUACACUUGGCCUGAUUGCCUAUGAUAGCCUCUACCCUGCUGAUACAGCCAGCACAAAUAUCACCAUUUCAAUCAACCGCAACCCGAAUGGUCCUAGCUUUACCAGGUCCAGUUAUAUUCGAGAGAUCAGUGAGGAGUAUGCUGUUGGAAUCAGCCUAAUUCAGCUAGAGGCUUCUGAUGCUGAUGGACAUGCCUUGACUUACACAAUUUCUUCUGCGACAUCAGACGGAAAUGACUUCUUCCAGGUUGACCAAUACACUGGUCUUGUUACAGUGAAGAAACCACUGACUGAGUCAGUCAGCAACAACUAUCAGAUCACCUUCAGUAUCCGGGAUGAUGGUUCCCCGUCAAAUUUUGGCACCAAUUUUGCCACUGGCUCAAUAAGUAUCCUGAGAAAUCUCAAUUCUCCUCUGUUUGCUGGCAAUUACUUGAGAUCUGUGAAUGAAAAUGCUACUAUAGGAACAAGUAUAGUUAGAGUUUUGGCAACAGAUGGAGAUACCAAUCCACCAGAAUUUGGCCGUGUGACUUACUCAUUGAUUGGGGAUGAUAACUUUGGUUCACUUUUCCGUCUCAACUCAACAACCGGAGAAAUAACCACAAUAAGUGCGCUGAACCUUGUCAAUGUGCCGUCUUAUCAGGGCCGUGUUGUUGCUAACGAUGGUGGUUCCCCACCCAGAAGUGCAACAGCUCUCAUCGUCAUCGAAGUGAAUCGUAAUCUCCAUCGUCCUAUUAUUCCAUCAUCAACUUACAGUCAAGGAACGCUCGAGACACAUGGCAUUGAUGUGAUUGCCAUUCCAGCAACAGAUGCUGAUACUUUUGCUCCAUUUAACACUAUUACAUUUGACAUGACUGAAGUGAGCGGAACCAGCCUGACCUAUUUCCAGAUAGACCAAUCUUCAGGUAUCAUCAGCGUUCGCACUCCACUCUACCUGGACAGUUCAGAUAACAGGAACUAUAUUAUGCAAGUGACAGCAAGAGAUGGAGGAGAUCCGAGUCUGCAAUCAGUGACCACGGCAACUGUAACCAUUACAGUACAGAGAAAUGUAAACCGCCCUGUCUGCCUAGGUGAACCCUAUUCAACCUCCAUCAGCUACAGGACUCUGGCAGGAGCCACUGUCUUCCCAGGGGUCAAUGUAACAGAUGCAGAUACUAAUGUUCAAUUCAAUACUAUAACAUAUAGCAUAGUUGGUGACUUGGAUGCACAGACAUUGUUCCAGAUCAACUCCGAUGGGUUGAUCAGUGCAAGAUUACCACUAUCAGCUGCCACCUUGAAUGAGUAUAAGGUCCAGGUACAGGCUGUAGAUGGAGGUUUCCCACAGCAGUACACCAUCUGUACGGUUUCAGUUACCAUCACACGGAAUCUGAUCAUUCCAAGGUUUACCACAUUUGAUGCCACUAUUACUAUUUUGGAGAGUCAGUCCCUGGGAGUUAACAUCUACAAUUUCCCAGCAUUGGACACAGACGAACAGUCCCCAUACAAUGAGAUGUCCUUCAUUCUGGCUGGAGAUGCUGACAUCAACACUUACUUUGCUGUUAAUGAACCAGGUGAUAACCUGUAUGUGAAGAGUUCCCUUGUUGAUCAACCUAAAGACACUUUUACUGCUGUUGUCACUGUGACUGAUGGAGGUGGCUUUGUUGGUCAAAAUACCUUGACUCUCACCAUCAACAUCCUGCGUAAUGACUUUACUCCCUACUUCACUUCUGAUUCAUAUGUGGCUGAUUUACAACAAAGUGUGCAGGUGGGCGAUCUGUUGUUCACAGUGACUGGAGCAGACAGCGACUCCGUUAAACCACCGCUUGCAUCCCCAUACUACACACUGAAGUACUCUAUCCUUGGGGAUGACGAUGCACCAUCUUUCUUCGACAUUGGAGAGAGCAGUGGCCAAGUAACAGUAAAGUCUGUACUGACUUCAACCAGCUCCACUGAGUUCAAUUUACGCAUCCAAGUAUCCGAUCAGGGUCAACCACCUCGUACCAAUACAACUUUGGCAAGAGUUGCUGUACGGAACAACUUCCAACGUCCUUUGUUCAAUGAAACAUCAUACUAUCGCAGGAUUAAGGAAACAAAUGUUCUAGGUGAAACCAUAUUGCGUGUGUAUGCUCCAGAUCAAGAUCUUUUGGCCCCAAACAAUGUGGUGGAGUACAGUAUAACAGCUGGACCAGAGGACCAACAAUGUUUCUUUAUCAACUCUGUGACUGGCGAUAUCGCCCUCCGUCAAUCACUCCUUACCUCAAGUUGCCAGACUAUCAACAAGUUUGAGAUGACUGUUCAAGCUAAAGACCAAGGUACCCCAUCCUUUGAUAGUAGUGUUCUGGUAACAAUAGAUGUGGAUCGUAACCAGAACCCGCCAGUCUUUGAUAACUUACCCUUUGAAAUAACUCCUGGAAUCAGUGAGAGCAUCAAUGCUGGCGAUGUGGUGUAUGAUGUGGACGCAUCAGAUGCAGAUUUUGUUGCUCCAUUCAAUACAAUUACCUAUACACUGAUUGGAGAUGACACAGGGCCACAGUACUUCUCCAUCGAUUCUUCCACUGGUGUGGUCACAGUGAGACAACAGAUCCUUAAUACACAGGAAACAUCCUACAGGCUUCGUAUUGUUGCUGAGGAUGGAGGGUCACCUGCUAAGUUCGCACAAAGCACUCUUCUUAUCAACGUUAGACGGAACCUCCGUAACCCAGUUUUUGCAUCCACCAGCUAUGAAGUGACCAUUCUUGAAACUCAUCCUUAUGGUAACAUAGUGGAAACUGUUAACGCUACUGACAGCGAUAGCAAGGCACCACAUAACCAGCUGACUUACACGAUCACAUCCUCCAGCCUAGCCCAACAGUACUUCCAGAUCAAUUCGCAGGGUCAGAUCACGAUCCAACGAUCGCUCAUUGAUGACACUGCUGACACCAGCAUUUACAUUUUGACUGUGAUGGCUCAGGACCAGGGAGUACCACCGUUAUCCAGUCUUGCUUCAGCCACGGUUCGGGUUAAUGUUAUUAGAAAUGAGAAUUGUCCAGUUUUUCAGAAUACACAGAAAUCUGUAGACAUUUCUCAGAGUCGGGCAGCACAGAUAAUUUUGGAUGUGAAUGCGACAGAUGCAGACUCAUCUGCAGAGUUUAGUCGUAUCGAAUACAGACUGAUCGGUGAUGCUCCAGCUACCUCUUUCUUUGCCAUUAAUGAAGUAUCUGGAGCAGUAACAACCAAUGUCAACUUAUACAAUGAUAAUGGAAUUGUCUAUCAGCUGAGAGUACUGGCCAGGGACGGUGGAACCCCACCCUGUGAAAUCACCGAUGUAUACAUUGUCAAUGUGAACAGGAACUUGAAUACUCCUGUUUGGGUAAAUACGCAAAGUCCAAACUACUACGAAUUCACCAUCUUAGAGACUCAGCCUGUGUCUGUGCCUUUCUCCACCGUGUCUGCUACGGAUAGUGAUGAAAAGGCCCCUCAUAACGAGGUCACCUAUGAGUUCACCACCAACACCGAUAUAUUCAGAGUUGAUGCCAAUGGACAGGUUUUCCUGCGCUCGAGUCUCAUCCUAGGCACUGUGGAACAAUAUACAAUUAAGAUGCUUGCAUAUGACAAAGGUACACCAACACGUUCAUCAAGUGUUGAAGGAACCUUGGUUGUCAAUGUAGUUCGUAACAAGUACACUCCAGAAUUCAUCGAUCUCCCCAAUGUUAUCAGUGUUAAUCAGAAUGUGACAACCUCCACGGUAGUGUACACCAUUGGAUCCAGAGAUAACGAUACUAAUUCACCAUUUAACCAAAUUGAAUAUCGUGUCCUUGGUGACAGUGCUGCCCCUUCGUAUUUCAAUGUUUUGAGCCCAUCUGGACAAGUGAUAGUGUCAAACUCCAUUGACACUGACACAACCAAUGUCUACUUGCUACGUGUACGUAUUUUGGAUGGAGGCACUCCACAAAAAUUUGCUGAUGAGGUCCUCACAAUUGUUGUGAACAGGAACCUUAACCGACCAGUCUUUUCCAACAGAUUUGUCCAAAAACAGAUCCUCGAAAUUCAAAAUGUUGGAAUACCGAUCACAUCAGUUUCUGCUACGGAUGCUGACAACAUUAGCCCUAAUGGUGACGUACGCUAUUUCUUGGACACAUCAGACCCGAACAUUGACAGUUACUUCAGUGUCGACUCUGUCACUGGACAAGUAAUGUUGAAGAAACAAAUGAUAGACUACCCAAAUUCAAACGAAGACUUUAAUCUCGUUUUCCAAGUGAAUGCACGUGACAUGGGGAGCACAUCACAGACAGCACUCAUUCCUGCUACAGUUGAGAUUAAUGUAGUGAGAAACACUCAGCCUCUCUUCGACCAGAAACCUUACUCUGAAACCCUUGGCCAGUUUGACCCGCCAAACACUUUCGUUUAUAGACCAGUAGUAAUAAACAGAGACACCAUAGACCCGUUUAAUCGCCUCAACUUUAGCCUGAUUGGGGAUGAUUCUGCACUGUUGUAUUUUGCUGUAGACCCAAAUAAUGGUGUGGUGAGAACCACUCGUAAUCUCACUGAAAGCACUGCUCUCACCUUUACCGUAAGAAUCAAGGUUCAAGAUAAUGGUAUCCCACCCUUGGAGGAUACAGCAACUGUUCGUGUGAGUGUGGAGAGAAAUGAAAGAGACCCGUCCUUCCUCCAUAGUACUUCAUUAAAUGUGAACAUUCCGGAGAACCUCCCUGUUGGAAGUUUUGUAGCUGAUAUCAAUGCCACUGAUGCUGAUGCAUUUGCACCCAACAACCUCCUACAGUAUGUAAUUACUGGUGGAACAAACAAUGGCCAACAAUUUUUCUUUAUUGACCAGCAGUCAGGAAUAGUAUAUCUCACUCAGAGUGUGGCAUCAGGAGCUAGCAACUUCCAGCUUACAAUCGUGGCAAUGGAUCAGGGAGUGCCCAUUAAACAAGCUCAAGCUACCUUGAAUGUCAACGUCCUUCGAAGCACUGGAAAUUUGAUGUUCUCGCUACCUGAGUAUAAUGCUACAAUAAGCGAGAACAUUGGAGUUAACAACUUCGUGACUAGAGUUAUAGCCUCUCCAGGGGUAAGCAUUCAGUAUAGCCUAACCGGACGAGAUCCAGGGCCAACCUACUUCUCCGUAGAUACCAACAAUGGGGACAUCAGAAUAAAGAGUGACUUAAGAACAGAUAGCUCCCGGCUCACCCAUUACAUCUUGCUUGUGAGAGCUGUGUCAUUUGAUGUGACAACUCAGACUGCUUCUACCACUGUCAAUAUUUUUGUGACGAGGAAUGAGUUUUCUCCAGUGUUUGACCCACAAUCAGCCUAUUAUGAGACUAGCAUUGAGGAAAAGAUGGAGCUUGGCUCAACAGUUCUACAAGUGGUUGCCUCUGAUCAGGAUAAUGACCAGAUAAAGUACAGCAUCGUAGAUGGUACCCCCUACACAACUUUCUUCUUUUUGAAUGCUGACACAGGUGUCAUCACUCUCCAGGGUCUUCUAACCACAACAAAUGUUGGGAACUUCUCUUUCAAUGUACAAGCAUCGGACCAAGGAAACCCAGAGAAAAUAAGCCUGGCUCGUGUCCAUAUCAUCAUAAUGCGGGACGCUUUCCGUCCAGUGUUCCGUGCUACACCAUACAAUGCCAACACCAAUGAGGACGCUGUGGACAACUUUGUCUUCUAUAGAAACAUUUUGGCCACAGACGAUGACUUAAGAGGACAGAUUUUAUAUGAAGUCAUCCAAGACAACAUUGCAGCUACCUUUUUCUCCAUUAAUAGAACAUCUGCAUUCCUGUCCAUACAGAAUCAAAAUCUUCUGUUGAAUGAUGUGCAGCAGAACUAUCAGUUGCGGGUGAUUGCCUAUGACAGUGUUUAUCCCGAAAAUCCAGCUACAGCUACAGUCUCUGUGUUUGUGAGUCGCAACAGUAACGCUCCAGUAUUUAUAGACACCCCAUAUUCUCGUACUGUCUAUGACCACAUUCCGCUUGGCACAAGAAUUGUGGAUAUAAAUGCAACAGAUGCUAAUGGUGAUGAAAUACGGUAUGCAAUGACUGGAAACAGCCGGGCUUUGGAAUAUUACUACCUCAACCCAGUGACAGGAUUAAUUACUCUGAAGAAACUUCUCACUGAGGGCACUCAGUUGACAGAUACGGUGACCAUCGAUGCUUGUGAUCAGCGAUCACCACAGCGGUGUGUUAGUGUGACUGCAACUAUCAACAUCAACCGUGACAAUUUCCCACCUGUCUAUACUCGUAACAACUAUGGCCGUCAGAUAUCCCAAGUGGCGCCUGUUGGGGAACUCAUAGAUACUGUGGAAGCCACUGAUCAAGACUUGGAGGGUAAAAUCAAUUAUGUAGUGGAUGGAAACUACCCUGCACCUUCAUUCUUUACGGUAGGCCUUGAAUCGGGUCGUGUGACAGUAAGCCAAAUGGUCAACAUGGAUAGUCUUCAAACAGAUACUUACGAGUUGAGGAUUGCUGCGUAUGACACCUUCUAUCCUGAUAACCGUGUCUAUACUAUAGUGACAAUACCAGUCAACAGGAAUCCAGCUGCACCAAACUUCUCACAGGAGUUUUACCGAAAGACUAUUGCAGAAACAUUCCCUCUCGGUACCUCUGUUGUUCAACUCAAUGCCACUGAUGCUGACAAUGAUCAGUUGAGAUUCUACAUGGAUGUAGCAGCUGACCAACAAAAUAAAGACUACUUUUACGUCAACCCAGAAAAUGGUCUCAUCUCGUUGAGGCAGAUAUUGACAACCUCUUCUUUCAAUCAGUUUACAUUUUCUGUGGUGGUACGAGAUGUAGGGAACAAGGAGGACACCGCCACUGUGAUUAUAGCAGUGGAAAGAGAUGACCAACCUAAUUUUAUUAAUCUGCCAGAGACCAGGAACAUCCAGGAGACCAACUCCCUGACACAGUCAAUUUUCACAGUUGCUGCAAGCGAUACAGACAUGCAGGGACAAAUGGUCUACAACAUCAUUGGUGAGUUCAACUCUCCUAAAUUUUUCCGAGUAAACAACGCAACUGGAGAAGUUUUUGUUCAGCUUGAUCUCAAAUUGGACAUUGUGGAGCAAUAUAAGGUGAUAUUCACAGCAUAUGAUUCUGGCAGUCCAGGUAAAACUGCAACUGGUACACUGACGGUCAACGUCGAACACAACAUUAAUCAACCAGUUGUCAACAGUGCUGUCGUCUCUAUCUGGGAAUACACUGCAGUGGGUACCAACAUUCUGAACAUCACAGCCACUGAUGGAGAUGGUGACACACUGCGAUAUGAACUGUUGUCAACAGGAACUUUACAGUCUGAUAGAGCACUUAUGUACUUCUCAAUCAAUCCUGAUACUGGAUACAUCACGGUUACCAAGCCCCUUGAGAGCGAUGUUGACAGACCUGGCUUGUAUCAGAUGAAUGUUAGAGUCCGUGACCAGCGAUAUCCAUUUGAGAAAUCUGGUCAGGCAUUGGUUGAAAUUAAUGUACAACGUAACCGAAACUCUCCUGUAUUCCAAAACACUCCCUACAACCAGCCGGGUAUAAAUGAGAAUAGUGCUAUUUCAACAUCAAUAAUUACGGUGACCGCUCGAGACUCUGAUAUGCAGGGAUACAUGGUGUAUGAAGUGGUUGGAGAAAACUCAGCACCUUUCUAUUUCAACGUAGAUAGCCGAACAGGGAAUGUGACUAUCAAAAACAACCUGAAAUAUGAAACCAAUACAGUUUAUCUUCUAGUGGUGGAAGCCUAUGAUUCCCAGUACCCUACUGACCGUGCUACAGCCACUGUCACAAUUGGCAUUGUGCGCAAUCUUUUUUCCCCUGUAUUUAAUGAGCAAUCCUAUGCUGUAACAAUCAAUGAAAGCAUUGCUAUAGGAGUGUCCAUCUUACAAGUCUUGGCUGCAGAUCAGGAUAAUGACACAAUGACCUAUGCAGCGUUGCCUUCACAAGCUGACACCUUUUUUUACCUGGCUCCAUCCACGGGUGUGCUGACAAUAAGAUCUUCUUUGAUGGAUGACCCUAUUCGCAGACUUUCUUUCCAGAUGAAUGUACAAGCCACAGAUGAUCGUUCACCUCAGCGUACAACAGCAGUUGGCGUGUCCAUCACUGUUUUGAGAGACUUAUUUUCUCCUAACUUCGAUCCAGCUGACAAGAGAUAUACAGUGACAAUUCCUGAAACAACACAAGUUCUGGACCCAGUGCGAACAGUCCGCGCUACUGACAACGAUCGAAUUGGAACAAUUAAAUAUGAGGCUAUUGGUAACUACCCAGCACCUAGUUUCUUCUCUGUGAAUGAAGACAACGGGCAGAUCACGCUACAGAAAAGUCUCCUCACUCCAGAUGCUGUCCUGUACAACCAGUUCAUGUAUUUGGUUGUGGCUUAUGACAGCGCACGGCCAGACAAACAGGAUACUGCUACAGUGGAAAUCACCAUUACCCGUAACACUAAUCCACCCAUCUGGACACUACCAGCGUAUGGGGCAAGCAUUAGGGAAGACCAUGAUCCCUUUUCAUCAGUCAUCGAUGUUGUCGCCACAGACAAUGACAAUCAUGACACAAUAUCCUAUGAAAUAGUUGAUGAAAAGAUACAGAGAACUUUGGACCAGGGUGCUGCUGACUACUUUUAUAUUGACACAGAGACUGGGCGCAUGUACCUCAGAAAAAGUGUUCUUAGCACAGAUAUCUCAAGAUUUGUUCUUGUUGUGCGAGCCUGUGACACAGGAACUCCUGUAAGGUGUGCCAACACAACAGUAACCAUUGACAUAAACAGACUAGGUGUGCCACCUCGCUUUAGGAACUCUACUUACAAGGCGACAAUUCCAGAGGACAAAGCGGUGGACAGCAGUGUUUUAAUGGUAUCUGCGAUAGACAGCAAUAUCCUGGGACAAGUUGUUUAUGAAGUGGAAGUUCCAGGAAGUGCAUUCUUCUCCUUAAAUUCAACAUCAGGGGAGAUCACUCUAGCCAAGUCAGUUUUCAAUGAGCUCGACAUCACUUACAGAUUCAGGGUCAUAACCUACGACACUGGAGAGCCUCAGUAUCGUUCAACAGCUGAUGUGAUGGUCACUGUUGUACGCAAUGCUUUCAAACCAACUUUCCUAUUACGUGACUACAUUGUAGUCGUUGACCAGAAAUCAGACUUUGGUGUGAUGGUUGUGAAUACUACUGCAGUUGACCGCAAUGGGGAUGUGCCAGUCUAUAGAAUGACAGGAACUCCUGUAGGUCUGGAGUACUUCAGGAUUGACCGGGAUACAGGAGAAAUCUUCCUCAACAAACUCUUAAGUGACACACCAUUUAUUCAAUACAAUUUCACGGUGUAUGCACGUGAUCAGCGUCGAGUAAAUGAAAAAACAGACUUCGCCAAUGUGAUCAUCAAUAUUGACCUGGAUGACCAACCUGUAUACUUACGAACACCCUACGAAGCUUUUCUUCUGGAGAGUAGAGCAGUAAACACAAGCGUCUACUUGACUACAGCUCAAGACUCCGAUCUCACUGGCACCCUUGUUCGAGAAAUCACAGGAGUUUAUCCUGCACAAGACUUUUUCGCAAUGAAUAGUAGUUCAGGGGAGGUAACUCUAAUCCGUGACUUGCGUGAGGAUCCCCGUAACCUUGCAUUAUACAUGUUGGAGUUAAAAGUGUACGACUCCCAGUAUCCAUCAAAUACUGGAACUACAUUUUUGAGAGUGUCCGUGUCAAGAAAUCCCAAUGCUCCACAGUUUAACAACACUAAUUACUACAAACAACUGAAUGAGUUGGUCAGCAUCAGCACAAGUGUCAUGUCCAUUGGAGCUACUGACAACGAUCCAUUGGAUGUUGUAACCUACAAAAUUAUUUCUGCCGACAACAAUGGUGACCAGUUCUUCCUCCUUGACCCUUCCACUGGACUACUUACGACCAAAAAGCUGCUGACAGAAGCAAAUUUUAACAGGACAGUUAUGAUUAUUGAGGCAUCUGAUCAGAGAGGUCAAACCAACACUGUCCAAAUGAUUGUUGAAAUCAUACGAAACCCAGCAGAUAAGGCACCCUAUUUCAUCGGCGAGCCCUAUGAAGCCACCAUAUUCUUCACUCAGGAUCUUGUGACAGAGGUUGAUAGUGUUGUCGCAAGAGAUGAUGAUUUAGUGGCACCAUCCAGGAUUGUAUAUGAGAUUGUCGGAAUAUUCCCUGCUCCUGAUCACUUCCGCAUAGAUGAUACUACUGGGCAAAUCUUUGUUUCUCAAGAUCUUUCCACGGAUGUUUACAAAACACUUGUAUACACUCUGCGUGUGGAAGCAUAUGACAUGGCGAACCCUGAUUUGAGAGCUGAGACUAAUGUAAUCAUUCGUGUCAUCCGUAACCCAGCACAACCGCGGUUUACAAACAGUGCCCAAUACACUAUUACCAUCCCAGAGACCUAUGGUCCUGGAGCAAUUGUAAUGCCUGUCACUGCUAUAGAUGAUGAUGGGGAUGUGGUGAGGUAUAACAUUGUGAAUGACACAUUUGGAUUUGAAGCCAUGAAGUUCUUCUUCAUCAAUGGAGAAACAGGAGUUAUUUCCGUCAUCGGAGAUUUGAAGUCUUCAGCACCAGUUACACAGUAUGCUUUUAAUGUGCGGGCUAGAGAUCAAGGCACUCCAGAGAAGUUUGGCUCUGCAACUGUAGUUAUUUCCAUUACGAGAGACAGCUCAGAUCCAGCUUUCCUGUUCCCCAAGAACUAUACUAGGACCAUUUUUGAGACAGUACCUGUCAACGAUACACAAUCAUUUUAUAGAUUCACUGCUUCAGAUGGCAAUUUACAGGAAAGCCUGAGGUAUGCUGUCACUGGAGAUGGAUUAGCCAUGGCGUACUUCUGGGUGGACACUAAUGGUGGUGUUUAUGUACGCAAAGACUUGAUGACCACUGAUGAAGUAAACUUUGUGAUGACUGUGGCUGUUUAUGAUACUUACUAUCCAAACAACAGAGACUAUGCGGUGCUCAACAUUAUUGUAAUUCGCAAUCCUGGUGAACCAGUUUUCAGCUUUAAUGGCCAGUACGAUCAAACCAUUAAUGAAUAUCAUCAGUUUGGAAAGUCAGUCAUUGGUGUGUCGGCAAGUGAUUCUGAUGGUGAUGUUCUGCGCUACAAAAUUCUGGGGCCAUCAGAGGCAACGCAGAAAUUUUACAUCACCCCAGACACAGGAGUGGUCUACCUUUACAGUAGACCAGAUCCAGUUAAUUAUGUUAUGACCAUCGAGGCCAGUGAUCAGAGGACCCCACCUAAAACAAAAAAUGCAACUUUGAGAGUAAAUGUCAUUGCCAAUCAGCCUCCUAGAUUCAGAAAUAUUCCAGCAGUAAUCAAUGUAGCAGAGAGAUCUGAAGUAAAUGUUCGACUCUUUCAAGUGUCUGCCACAGACAGUGACUUAGUUGAAACAGGUGGAACCCUACAGUAUAAGCUUAUUGGUGAUGGUGCUGGUCCAAGCUUUUUCCAGUUGUCGUCCGAGGGCGUGAUUUCUCCACGAGUUAAUCUGAGGGGUGACAAUGCACUCAUUUAUGAGCUACGAGUGCAGGUUUACGACUCCGAGAUUCCCAGUAUGGCCAUCAAUAGUACUGUGACUGUAAAUAUGACUAGGAAUCCAAACCAACCAGUCUUCACCUUAAGUGGUUUUUACACAUUUCCCAUCACAGACAACACUCCAAUUGGUGACAGGGUUGGCUCAGUCUUAGCCACUGAUGCAGACAAUGACACAAUUCGGUAUAGUGUGUUAUCAGGGCCUGAAGAUUACUUUUACCUCUUACCGGAUUCUGGAGAAAUGUUCCUGAUCAAGCCAUUAAGCACUACAGGUUUAAAGAGGUUUAUAUUUACUGUAAGGGCUUCUGACCAGCGUUUACCUGAAAAGUCAGCCAUUGCACAAGUUACUAUACAGGUAGACAGAGAUGAACAGGCCCCUGUAUUUGCGGAUUCAACACACGAAACUACUAUUGAUGAAACAGAUCCUCUUAACUUUAUUGUGUACACCGCCACGGCUACAGAUAAUGACCUACGGGGAAAUAUUACUUACGAGAUCACUGGUAAUUACCCAGCCCAGACAUUCUUCGGUAUUCUUCAAGAUGGCAAUAUUCUUAUCACAAGAAGCCUGAAGGAAGAUGGACUAGCAAGGACCUCAUACGUUUUGACUAUUGAGGCUUAUGACAGUGCAAACCCAGAUCUUCGAGGCACUAUGUAUCUGACCAUCAAUGUGAGACGUAACAUAAAUGGCCCUGUGUUUGACAGGACUGACUAUUCCACCGUUAAAAGUGAACUCACUCCCAUGGGCGUUCUCAUCUUUAACAUUACUGCUACAGACAAUGAUGGUGAUGAAGUGGUGUAUGAUCUUAUCGGCGACAAACAACCCAAUGGUCAGUCCUUGAAAUAUUUCAUCAUAGAACGCACAACAGGUUACAUGUACCUCCGGGAACCUCUAACGAGUAGCACUGUGCCAUCUUUUUCGAUGGUAGUCAGGGCAACAGAUAAUGGCAAUCCUCCAAGGACCCAAGAAGUCGACGCUAAUGUUUUUGUUCAGAGGAUCACAGCACCAAUAUUCAGUCUCUCCGAAUAUGAUGUGAACCUGAAAGAAAAUGUUGGCACUGGUUACAGUGUGGUAACAGUGUCUGCAGCUCACCAACCAGUGCUUCCUCAGGCAGAUAUUCGCUAUAUGAUCACAGGAAUUCCUCCAGCAACUCAUUUCUUUUCUGUCAACUCAACUACUGGACAGAUAUCUGUGAGCCAAGAUCUUAGAGGUGAUCGAACAGCAGUGUAUCAGCUGACAUUACGUGCAUACGACAAUGCUAACCCCAGUGUAUAUAGUGAUGGUCUGGUUGUCAUUACCAUGGAGAGGAAUCCGAACUCGCCCUCCUUCUCCCAGGCUAGCUACACUGCUAGUAUCCAAGAAGAUGACCCAUUGGGCACCAGUGUUACACAGAUCAUGGCAAAUGAUGCAGAUAAUGAUACUCUGACGUAUUCACUAACUGGCAACACUCGCUGUCUUGAGGCUUUCUACAUUGUGUCCUCCACUGGCAUAGUUUAUCUGAAAGAAAACCAAGAAUUAACAAGUGACCUGCAGUACAUCUGCCAAGUAACUGUGACAGAUAAUGGAUAUCCCAAUGAAAAGACUGCUAAUACUCAGCUGGUGAUUGGUGUUGUCCGAGGCCAGCUGCCUUCAUUCAGCUUACCAACUUACCAAGCAAAUGCCCUGGAGAAUGAUAAUGUUGGAAAGCUAUUGACCACUGUGUCUGCUACAAGGAUACCAACACUGGGCGAGAUUAUGUACGAAACUGUAGGUGAUUACCCUGCCCAAAGUUUCUUUGGUGUGAACAAUAAGAGUGGAGAAGUGACCAUCAUCAGGGACUUGAGACAGGAUGGCCUGAAUCUCCUAAGCUAUACUUUGAAAGUUGUAGCAUAUGACACUGGAAAACCCAGUCUGCGAAGAACUGGUACUGUAGUCAUAGAUGUGGCCAGGAACCUGAAUGGUCCCACAUUUUACCCAAUCAACCAACAAGUGGAACUGCCACAAAGUACCAACCCAGACUUCUGGUCCCUCGCCUUGAAUGUGACAGACCCAGACAGCCCCACUUUGACCUGUUCGAUCAUCAGUGAUGUUAAGGCCCAAGAAUUCUUCAUGGUGGAUAAAGAUUGUCGUUUGUCACUAAAGAAGAGUCUUCUUACAGAUCCAGAUGUCACACAGAUAUAUACAGUACGAAUAGAAGCCAGUGACAAUGGAGUACCAAGCCCAAAAACUGCUAGGUCCACUGUGACUGUCAUUGUUCCCAGAGAUUUGUCCAACCCAGCGUUCACUAACUUGCCCGACACAAUAAAUAUCAAUGAGGACUCCACUCCUGGAACAUCUGUGUUCGAUGUGACAGCUUCAGAUCAGGACAGACGAGGCAAUUUGACCUACAAUUUGGUAGGGGUCUUCCCAGCCCAAACAUUCUUCAAGAUGGAUCCUCUCACUGGUGAAAUUACCAUCCUUAACGUCCCAAAGUCUGAUUCCCAGGAGAAUAUGGAGUAUAAGCUAAGAGUUGAAGUAUAUGACAGUUAUUGGCCAAACAACAAAGCAUAUGGUGAAUUGACUGUAAGAAUAAAUCGUAAUCCUACUGGACCAGUCUUCAACCCAAGGAGAUAUGUAGAAGUGGUACGGGCAAACGUUGAGUUGGGCACAGUUUUGUUCCAGUUGUCCGCCAGUGAUGCUGAUGGGGAUAGGUUAAUUUACACCUCUGACAUGAGUGCCCAAGACAUGCAGUACUUAACUCUAAGUCGGGACAGUGGAGCCAUUAUCCUAUACAAGUCACUGGAGACUGUCGGAACACCAAACAGUUUUAAUUUCAACGUGUUUGUGUUUGACACCCGUAACCCUGUCAGAAACGACACUACCACUGUAUUCCUGUCUGUGACGGCACUAGCAGGACCGCCAAUAUUCACAGAAAACAACUACGAAGUGACCAUCCCCAUAACCCAGAGUAUCAAUACCACAGCCACUGCUGUAAUUGCUUCAGACUCCGAUCUACAGGGAUCUCUCCGGUAUGAGGUGAAAGGAUUUGCACCAGGAACUGAAUACUUCAGAUUAGAUUCUACAACGGGUGUUAUUUAUGUGAAUAAGGAUUUACACCUCAAUACCAACUUGUUCCCUAACUACUUUUUACUCAUUGAGGCCUUCGAUACCAGCGAACCUGAGGCAGUGAGCCGUGCUACAGUCACUAUUAAGAUCAAUAGAAAUGUAUUUGGUCCAUCUAUAUUACCUAGCACUUACACUGCGUUUGCCAAUGACUACGACCCGAAGGGAACCCCCAUACUGGAUAUCAACGCCACAGAUUCUGACACUACGAUGCCAGAGAACAACUUAUUUUACACACUGGAGGAUGGACGAGCUGCCAAUGACUACUUCACCAUCUCUCCAUUCACAGGGCUGAUCUCUGUAUCUAAUCUCAUUUCCUCUGACCCUGCUCGGCCACUAGACUAUGUUUUACGUGUUAUUGUGCGGGACACCAGUGCAACACCGAAGUCAGCAACAGCAACAGUGACCAUUAAUAUUAACCGAAACGAUCCUCCAUCUUUUGUUAGUCCCUUUGGCUAUGAAGUUGAAAUCUCUGAAGCCAUACCUAUCUUCAGCAACAUCAUCACUGUCUCUGCUACUGAUCCAGAUCCUCCAACAUCCUUCAACAGCAAAUUGAGUUACUACUUUGUUGGACCUGAGGAGGCCAGUAAACGUUUCCAGAUCAACAGUACCACUGGCUCCAUCUCAGCUAGGGUCAGUCUGUCGACAGAGCCUCAGGAUGUUUGGCAGUUCACUGUUGGUGUUCGAGAUGAAGGCAAUCCUUUCAUGUUCACAACUGUUCCUGUCACCAUUACAAUUGGUCGUGUCGGAAAGAUCCGGUUCAGUCAAGCAGAAUACUUUGUGGUAUACCCUGAAUCUUAUCCUGUCAAUAAUACUAUUGCUGUUGUCAAUGCCACGGAUCCAUUGGCAGGUAGCACAGUUGUGUAUGAGAUUAGAGGCGAUGGAUUGGCCAGAAAUCACUUUGUCAUCAACAAUGUUACAGGCCAGAUUACCCUAAGCAAGGCAUUCACUGAAGAUGACAGCCUAACAAGCAUGUACACUAUCCGUGUAUAUGGUUACCGACUUAAUGAUCCAUCAGAGUUUGACUUUGCCCUUGUGCGAGUCCAGGUCAACCGUAAUCCCAACACACCUAUAUUCAACCACGGAGAUCUCACUUUCACUAUCAAUGAAAAUGUGGACCUUGACUACAUCAUUGGAAAUGUUUCUGCUACUGAUCAAGAUUCUGGUGACAAUGGAAGAAUUGUAUACUUCUUCAGUCAACAGGAGAGUCAGCCUAUUUACAGUGGGGACUUCUUCUAUAUCAAUCCUUCGUCUGGCAUCAUCCUCGUCAUCGGAAACCUACGUUCUGACCCUUCAACCAAAAACUAUACAAUGUUUGUUGUUGCAAAAGACAGUGGUGUGCCAAGUCGCCAAAAUAAGGUCAAGGUCACGAUUGUUGUGACAAGGAACCCACAUGCUCCAGAGUUCUCCCAGACCAACUAUGAAAAAACCAUUGAUGAGAAUGUUCCCGUUAAACAUAGAGUACUUCAGAUCAUGGCAACAGACGCUGACAAUGAUCCUAUUGUAUAUGACAUCAUUCCAAGUCCCCCUGCCACUCUCUACUUCAAUGUCGACUCCUUCACUGGAGUCAUUACCACAUCCCGUAUACUGUACCGCGAAGAUGUUGACAGAUAUAUUAUAAAUGUACGUGCCACAGAUCAAAGUGCAUCACCAUUAGCUGGAACUGCUACAGUGACCAUCAACAUUAACAGAAAUGCUAACCCACCAGUAUUCGCAAAUCUGUCACACACUGUAUCCAUAUCAGAAUACCACGAUAUUGACACAAAGGUCAUCGAGGUGACAGCCACAGACAAUGACAAUAUCAACAGUACAAGUGGUAUCCUACGAUAUGCUAUUGAUACCGUCAACUCUUACUUCACUAUUACCAGGACAACCGGAGUCAUCCUUCUUGCACAACCACUUACAACUGAUUUAGCUGAUGAUGUGUACAUCUUAACAGUCGUGGCCUCAGAUACCUCCAACAACCCGAAGUCUGCCUCCACCUCUGUCACCAUCAAUGUUGUCCGCAACAUGUUUGCACCAGAGUUUACACCAACAGUUUACCAAGUGAACGCAACUGAUACAGACAGAGCUGGCACAUCAUUGGUCACGGUCACUGCAGCAGAUGCAGAUUCCCAGAUACCUCUCAGUGCUAAUACGAACAAUGCUAAGUUUGCCUACAGUGUGUUGGGUAAUGCUGCCUCCUUUGCCAGAUACAUUGGUGUUUCAGACAAUGGGGAGGUGUACAUCAAACAGUCUCUCUAUAUACCUAAUAACAUCAGUCCAAUCACGGUCCAGAUCCAGGCCUGUGAUUUAAGCUGGAAACCCAAGUGUAGUAGUCCUAGUGCCAAUAUUGUUAUCAAUAUUACAUACCAAGACACUGCAGAUGGUCAAAUUGGCUUCAAGCAGCCCGUCUACUAUCUGCAACUUCGUGAGAACAUUGAUGUUGAUCAAGUGAUUUUGCUGAUGGACGUGGAAUAUCAGGCUUCACAGUCAGCUCAGUGCAAUAUACUAGGGGAUCUCAGAGGCCUUCCAUUCUCCAUCGCACCAGACCAGUUCCAGAAGAACUGUGGUCUAAAACUGAUUGAGCCAGGCUUUGAUUACGAGGUUACCAAGAAAUACAAUGUGACAGUGCAAGUGACAGAGGGAGCUGUUGGACGUAGAAAGAGACAGAUCUUCAUCCAAAACACCCAUCCCAUAGCUACAGUAAUCAUUGAAGUGUUAGAUGUCAAUGACAACUCGCCAAUCUUCCAGUACGAGGAACCCCAUAUUUACCCACUUCAGACAAGCAGUGCUGGCACAGAAAACCGUUAUUUUGGUGCUAUUGCUUCAGAUGCUCGCCCAGAUGCAUCAGUAAUGAGAGUUUAUGCAACUGAUGAAGAUUCUGGUCUUUUGGGUCUUGUAACAUACUCCAUGGAUGAACAGAGUUCAGUGCCAGCAAAUCCACCAUUCCUUCUCAGUUCAGUGGAUGGAACAUUUACAACCAAUACAGAAUUCUCUUCUGAAACACUCGCUGCCAAAACCUACAAAAUCCCAAUACUGGCUACCGACAAUGCACCAAGAAUUGAGGAACGCAAGGUCACCCAGUCCACGGCUUAUAUCAACAUCAUUUACACAUAUAACCGUUUCGUAUUGGUCCUAAGAAAUAUGAUUCCUGAAGAUGCUGCAGCUAAAAAGGCAAUGAUUCGCAGAGCUAUACAAGAUGAAUUCCAGAAGGUGUGUAUUAUAGAGAAUAUAGAACGUCGAAGGAACCUUUUGUUAAAAGAUCAGCUCUCUAUAGAUGGCACAGAUUCUGAUGUUAUUUUUGUAUUGGGCGAGCCAAGGGAACCAUACAAUCUCAUCAACAACAGCAGGAUGCCUGAAAUCUUUACUGAAGAUAAGACCUCCAACCUCAACACUAGACUACAAGCAGACAAUACGCUGAUUAUAGAGAAAAUACGUCUCCCGUACCAGGAUGCUAAUCUGUACAAAACUCUUCUUACAAAAUCUUAUGUGUGGUGGAUUGACGACCCAUGGGCAGCACUUAUUGCGUUGGCAGCUAUCAUAAUCCUCCUCUGUAUUGUUGGGAUAAUUGUCUUAGUGUUCACACAUUCCAGGUACACAAAAUACAUUAACCAUUACCGAGUAUACCAGGCUGCAUAUGACCAACCAGACUUCAUGGAGCCCCCAAGCUUCCUCAAGGAAUACGAGACACAGAGUCUGAAUAUGUAUGUACCUCCGGAUGAGGCUGUGGGCAACAUUGAUACCCUCAAUUUCAAUAUCGGGGAUAAUGUAGUAGUUGAGCCACAGGAUGAUGAUAGAGGCAUAUCUACAGCAGCUGUCAAUCCUAUAUUCCAGGAUGACAAUGGAACAACCCGCCAAGGAAUAGCUAUGCCAGAAGGCACGACCAUGCUGUAAACCAAAACCACAAUCCUCAUUCCAGAAAGAUCAUCAGAGAGUGUUUAAUACUACCAAGCUAUGAUAUAGAUCAUUUUUAAGACAUUUACUUUCAAUUCAAAAUCACACAAAAUAGUUAAAUGGAAUGAGAUUUGCUAAUAGUUAUCACAGUACACCGUGUGUUGCCACAAUUUUGCUUAGACUUGCCAUGUACUCACAUUUUUGUAAAUUUGAUUGUGACUAUUCGAUUAAUUUUAAGUAAAGAGCACUAUAUUGAGAGUUACUGUGGCAACAACAUCUAAUAAAUAAAUGAAUAGUGCUCUCAUGUGACAGUGAUUACAGUCUAGAAAACAUCACUCAAGUCCAUAUCUAUGCAUAUCUUUAUACAAUGAAAAAUUAAAACUUCCAAAAGGUUCUGAGAUAUUGAGUGUGAAUGUGUUGUGUCUGCUCUGACCUCUUUUCAAACUCCCCACUAUGGGAAGAAAUGAAAAUCCAUAUACACCAUUUCAAAUUCAUGAUUUUAUAAAGAUAUUUUCUUUACUUUUCCAAAGAGUUAUGGAAAGAGGUCAAUUGUAGAAAGCCAGAAUGAUUGUUUGUGUGGUAUAUAAGUGGGAUGGGCAUGGGGGGUUGUAAUUAUACAUAUGUAUUCGUAUCAUAUAACCAGUCAACCUUCAAAAAAAUAGCAAAACCAAAUCAUUUUCUAAUUUGACCAAAUUUAGAUGAUCUUAAUAAAAUUUAAUUGCUUUGUUAAUCUUCAAUACUUUUUUGCUAGAACUAAAAAUGCCUGACAACAAUGAUGCUAGUUGUGACACCAUUAAAUCUAAUUGUUAUAGUCUUUAUUUGGAUUAUUUACUUAGUGCUUUAUAGAAUGGAAUCCUAUGAUUACCAAAAUUAUGCGCUUGGUUUUAUGAUUGUUGUGAUAUAUAUAUAUAUAUAUAGAAAUAUUACAGACAUAUUUUUGUAUUUUUAAUGAAUUUUCCAUGCCAUUGUGGAGCUGGAUUUAUGUCUCCAUAUUUUCUGUGCAUGUCUCUAUAUACAUAUCUUUAUCCGUUUUUCUCGUUAUAUCUGCAUUACGCAUAACAUUCCACGUUUUAAAUAAGUGUCACAAGAAUCUUAUGGUAGCCUGUCAAAAUUCUUUAUUAUCUGUGAGGGAUGUCAGGAAGUAAGGAUUUGCCAAUAUAUGACAUUUUGUAUUUUUUAUAGAAAAAACA